Molecule: messenger RNA, 714 nt
Organism: Paraphaeosphaeria sporulosa
Lineage: Eukaryota; Fungi; Ascomycota; Dothideomycetes; Pleosporales; Didymosphaeriaceae
Product: HET-domain-containing protein
Exons: 2
Coding region: 1-714 (237 amino acids)
Source: RefSeq, a predicted model, not a curated record
AUGAGGUUACUCAACACGGCAACUCCCCGGCUUGAGGAGUUCAUUGGGGAUGACAUACCAGAAUAUGUGAUUUUGAGCCACCGUUGGGGAACGGAAGAAGUUACUCUGCAGGAUGUCGAGACCGGCAAGGCGCCUGAGAAGCAUGCGGGCUGGUCUAAACUGAUGCUGUGCUGUCGUCAGGCCGCACGAGAUGGCUUUUCGUGGAUAUGGGUUGAUACCUGCUGUAUCGACAAGACAAGCUCGACAGAGCUUUCCGAAAGUAUCAACUCUAUGUAUGAAUGGUACCAGAGGUCAAGCAUAUGUUACGCCUUUCUCAACGACUGCCAUGGAAAGAAGGACUUUGCGAAAAGUCAAUGGUGGACACGAGGCUGGACCCUUCAGGAACUGAUCGCUCCUGCUGUUGUCGAAUUCUACGACGCGGAUUGGACCGAGCUUGGCUCCAAGUUGAGCCUUCACGAAGCAAUCACAAGCAUUACGGGCAUUGACAUGGCAAUUUUGACCGGUGUAAAUCAUCUCUUCGAACGCAACGUCGCAGUCAGAAUGUCCUGGGCUGCUAAUCGAAGGACGACACGUGUAGAGGACCAGGCGUAUUGCCUCAUGGGUUUGUUUGGGGUCAAUAUGCCUUUAUUAUAUGGUGAAGGCGAACGGGCGUUCACGCGGCUCCAGGAGGAGAUUAUCAAGGUGCGGGAGGAUUACACAUUGUUCGUCUGGUGA